This is a messenger RNA of Podospora anserina S mat+, 1770 nucleotides long. RefSeq lists its product as uncharacterized. The transcript has 4 exons. The annotation marks the transcript as partial. The record is from RefSeq and is a predicted model, not a curated record. Gene Ontology annotation, biological process: DNA-templated transcription. NCBI's taxonomy places the organism in Eukaryota, Fungi, Ascomycota, Sordariomycetes, Sordariales, Podosporaceae. Gene Ontology annotation, molecular function: DNA binding; zinc ion binding.
AAUGAACGCCAAUCUCGUAGGUCUACUCGAGUCUCGGAUGGGCAGACUCGAGUCCAUUUGUCUGACAUGUUCCAGAUGUCGCUGCAGUCAAUGACAAGCUCAACCCAAACGGCAUCAACACGAACCACAAGCUUCUCCAGCAGUCCUCUGAGUGACCUGCAUACACAUCACCAGACACUCAGUCGUCAACGUACUAGAAGUAUUGGCCAGUAUGGGGUGAGUCCGACAACUCCUACCCCCAACGAACUCGAAAAUGCAGUGCUCGAAUCCUGGCACACAUCGACGACUGAGUCCGUGUUGCACUGGCCACACUUUGAUGCGUUUCCCAGUCUUCGACAGCAUUACAUACCAAUCUUCGAGUUGGAAAGGUCGCGCCACCCGCUGAAAGUCAAAAGCCAGUGGUCUGACGAUGCAUCGUGCAAUCUCCCAGAAGAGGAAAUAGAUGCAAUCCUGGAUGCCUUUUCCCAAAACUUCAACUUUUGGUACCCAACAAUGUCACUGCAUCAACUGGCAAAAACGAAGCAGACAAUGCUGGGUGGUUGCCAUGAAGAGGAGGACACGCCAGAGACUUGCCUAGCAUUGUUGACGUUAGCAUUGGGCUAUGCGAGCAAGGUCACCUCGAGACUGGUGAACAGUCCACGGUCACCGGAUUCGAAAGAGAAAGAAGAAAAGGCUUCUGCUCGCUCUAGGGGCGACCUCUUCUUUGAAAAAGCACUGAAAAUGCUUUAUGUGGCUCAAACUGAUGUAAGCUCAACAUCAGCUCAGUGUUUGUUCUUCACUGCCAUCUACUUUGCUUUCCUCCGGCGUCCUCUCCAAGCAUGGCAGUGCAUCUCGUCAGCAUCGUCAAAAUGCAUGUUGCUGUUGUCCUACGCAGAUUCAGUCCCCUCCACCUCGUCGCCUUACAUACAGUCAUCGAACACACACCUGCCAAGUCCAAGGAACGUCGGUGCUGAAGACGAGGAAAGAACAAAAAGAAUCUUUUGGGCUUGCUACAUUCUCGAAUCGGAUUAUCUAGCUGAGCUGUCCCACGUACCACUAUCGGGCAUUGCCAGAAUUGAGUCUUCAGUCUCACUGCCGGUGGGCACGUAUCACACCCAUGAGUCACCCAAGGACGAGGAGCUGUCGUCCUUGUACUUCCUGGCAUGCAUUUCGAUGAGACGGCUGCUGAAUCGAGUACAUCAGCUUUUAUACGCAAAGGAUACUGGUGCGGGAAUGGACAUCAAUCGAUUUCCCAGCGUGGUUGCGGAACUGGACCACCAGUUGGAGGAGUGGAGAGACGUUCUUCCUAGCGCUUUUACGUUUGAGGUGCCGGAAAUCGACUCUAGGCGACAGCGGAAGCCGUCUGGCGAAAUGACUGAACAUGGGAGGUUUCUGAGGCAGAGAUACCUGACUUGCCGAAGUGUGAUAUAUCGACCUCCUUCUGUAUCACCGAACCAGGGCAUCCUCGGCAAUUGCAAGUCCUGUCUCGACGCCUGCCUCCUUCACAUCCUCAAUCUGCGAGGUUUUUCCCAAACAAUCCUCGUAGACACCUGGAUUUGUUCUCUGUCAAUGGCCGGGGCAAUGCUUGUCCUUCUUGCCGCAUGUCAAGUGCCAUCGUUACGCAACCUCAUCGGACCAGAAGUCUUGGCUGCAGGACAUCACCUCACCCAGUUGUUGGAGGGUUGGCAGGAAGUUGCUGGGGGACCAAGUUCACCCAGCGUGGAUCAAAGCGUCCAUAUUAUUAAGGAGGCGGAUGGGUUCAUUCGGAAUGUGUAUGAUCAAGAUGGGUAA